Neoarius graeffei (lesser salmon catfish) is the source of this 3212-nucleotide messenger RNA. It is a transcript of the gene prickle3, whose product is annotated as prickle homolog 3. Gene Ontology annotation, molecular function: zinc ion binding. The record is from RefSeq and is a predicted model, not a curated record. The coding region runs from base 290 to 2704 and encodes 804 amino acids. NCBI's taxonomy places the organism in Eukaryota, Metazoa, Chordata, Actinopteri, Siluriformes, Ariidae. The transcript is spliced from 11 exons.
GCUGAAGUGUGUGUGUGUUCAUACAGGAACAGGGAGAGAGCAGAGCACAGCCCGGUCCUGUAGGUGUAGCCCGUUUACUUAUUCACCUCGGGCAACUUCUCUCCGCGAGCUGCUCCACAUGACGUGACGUACCGGAAUCCGGGGCUAAAGAUAAACAGCACGAGAGCGAGACAGGAAUUCGUGCAGACGCGCGCGGGCUGGGCAGCAGCGGAUCCAUGUGGAGCGACUCGGUUCAGUUUCCUCGGAGGAAGUUCAUUCGGACGCUCGCGCUAUAAUUCGGCCCCUCGACAUGUUCACGCGCGGCUCCAGAAAGCGCCGCUCCAACCGGUCGGAGGAAGAUCCUGACCGAGGGCAGCCCUGCAUGCGAUGUGGAGAGCAGUGUCCUGGUUUACGCAUGCACGGCUGGAGGAAGAUCUGUGUGCACUGCAAGUGUGUGCGUGAAGAGCAUGCGGUGCGCUCUGUGCCCGGGCAGCUGGAGAAGAUGAUGACGAAGCUGGUGUCUGACUUCCAGAGGCACUCCAUCUCGGACGAUGACUCGGGAUGCGCCUCGGAGGAGUAUGCCUGGGUGCCGCCUGGUCUCAAGCCCGAACAGGUAUAUCAGUACUUCAGCUGUAUUCCUGAGGACAAGGUACCUUAUGUGAACAGCCCCGGAGAAAGAUACCGCAUUAAACAGCUCCUUCAUCAGCUCCCAGCCCAUGACAGUGAGCCGCAGUAUUGUAACUCUCUGGAUGAGGAGGAGAAAAAGGAGCUGCGCUUGUUCAGUCAGCAGCGGAAGAGAGAGAACCUCGGCCGCGGCAUUGUGCGCCUCUUUCCCGUCACCAUGACCGGCGCCAUCUGCCAACAGUGUGGGAGGCAGAUUUAUGGAGGUGAUAUAGCCGUGUUUGCGUCCCGUGCGGGUCAUGGCACCUGCUGGCACCCUCAGUGCUUCCAAUGUGCCACCUGCAGCGAGCUGCUAGUCGACCUCAUCUACUUCUACCAGGACGGCCAUAUCUACUGCGGACGUCACCACGCCGAGCGCAUCAAACCGCGCUGUCAGGCCUGUGAUGAGAUCAUUCUAGCGGAUGAGUGCACCGAGGCGGAGGGACGCCACUGGCACAUGAGGCACUUCUGCUGCUUUGAAUGCGAGACGGCACUCGGCGGUCAGCGCUACAUCAUGAGAGAGAGCCGGCCGUACUGCUGUACCUGUUACGAGUCUCUGUACGCCGAGUACUGCGAUACCUGCGGAGAGCACAUCGGUAUAGAUCAGGGGCAGAUGACGUACGAGGGGCAGCACUGGCACGCAUCCGAGGCGUGUUUUUGCUGUGCCCGCUGUCAUCUACCCCUGCUUGGCAGACCCUUCCUCCCUCGUGGGGGGCUCAUCUUCUGUUCCCGACCCUGCUCACUGGGGGAAGACCCCAAUAACUCUGACUCCUGUGACUCCGCCCUGCAGUACAAACCAUCCUCGCACAAACUCGCACAUCAACAGCAGCAAGGACGCAAUUCACCUCUGCGUCCACCGGAGGGCAGCAAUCUCACCACUGCAACUGCUAAACUUUCUACUGCAACCAAAACAGCCCCUUUAUCAGAAAGCAGAGGCGUGCACACUACACUUUUCCAUUUACAAAAUGGUGGCCCUUCACCUCCACCUUAUGGACAAACUGAACCUCAAAGCUCACAUUCUCCUGUCGUAGCCAAUGGUUGGGAUCCGCUCCCAAACGGAGACCAAACAAACACGGAUGAACACUCAGGGCUGCAGUACACGGUGGAGCUGAAUGGAUACGCUGAAUUUGGGCCUUUUCCACCCAGCUGUACCUCCAGAGGAACCUCGACAGCGAAGGACAAUGGGAGCCUGGAGAGCAGCUCAGGAGUACUCCCUCAGCCCCACCCUUCACCUGAGCUUGACUCGCUAGAAGACGCAGACUUUUUCCCACCACCUCCACCCCCUGUCUUUAUCGGCCCUGAUGAUUUACCAAUCCUGCCCCCGCCUGAUGAGCGCCAUCCCUCGCCCCCUCCACCCCAAUUUGGGCGAAGCGGCACAGCCAGAGUCAGCUUCAGGGAGCCAAUCAGCUCCAGUUACUCAGUGGAGGAGGAGGAGGAGGAGGAGCAGGAGGAGGGAGAGGAAGUAAGGGUUGAAAUAGAGAGGGAAGAUGAGUUAGAACAGGAAGAGCAAGAAGAAGAUGAAGCUGAUGGAGGCCCGGGACACAGACUACACCAUCAAGCUGGAAUGCCGCCUCAGAUGGACCUUUUGGACGGUUCGUACCGUCGCAGUUUCCGGCAGGGGCGCACAAGUCCACCUGGACGAAGCCGCGUGGUCUCGGACUCCCCCCUCCACCUGGGCACGGAGAAACACUUCCGUCGCUCCCGACGCGACAGACCUCGCCUAGAUUCUCUGGAGUGGAGAGGAGGAGGAGAGAGAGAGCACGCCACACACACACCCUCCAUCACCUCCCCUGAAGCUGGAAAUUCCCGUUUAACGCUUCACUCCACCCACUACAGACACGAGGACUCCUGCUCAACCUGCUCGUCCUCCUCCGACUCUGAAGAAGAGGGCUUUUUCCUUGGCCAGCGGAUUCCUCUACCUCCUCAGCUGACCGGGGAGAGACAGAGGGAGGGAGAGACACAAGAGACAGAGGGAAAAAGCAAGAGAAGGAGUCUGAGGAGGAGGAGGACACAAAGUUUCAGUGCGAAGGACAAAGACAAGGACAAAAACUGCAUACUGUCUUGAGAGAGAAAUUGAGAUUGUGCCGAUUCUUGCUUUCCAUGUAGUCAGGAUGUGAACCGAAACGUUUCAGGCAUUUGAUUGGACGGAUGCAGCAUCGAGUCUGAUCUGUGGUCAAAGUUUAAAGUAAAUGUUGUUGUGUUCCUGAUUUUCCUGCUUGAACACACCUGGUUAAUAACCUAGUGAAAAUAGGUGUACCCCAAAACAGCUAGUAAACGCCUGAUUCACCAUUUAUUUAAAUCAAGUGCAUUUAUUAUUGAUGGAAACUAACAUGCAUAAUAAAAUGUAACCUUAAGGAGUAGGUUAGCAAAACAAAUUGCAUUUAUAUCACUUCCCCUGUCAUCAAGGUGCUAUGGAAAUCAUAACCGUUAACAGAAAUGCAAUGAGGUCCAAAUGUCUGAGACCACAAGAGAAAAGGCUUGUUUUGCAUUUUUUUGUAAUUUAAUGCAAAAUUUUUUUGUUACAAAUUAUGUUAUCAGCAUAGCAACGUGAAUAAAAAGUCAAAUCUUGGAAA